Molecule: messenger RNA, 420 nt
Organism: Trypanosoma cruzi
Lineage: Eukaryota; Euglenozoa; Kinetoplastea; Trypanosomatida; Trypanosomatidae
Exons: 1
Coding region: 1-420 (139 amino acids)
Source: RefSeq, a predicted model, not a curated record
AUGUUACGUAUGGUGAAAAUUUAUUAUCGUGCCAGAAUUAUAGCGUUUAAUCCAUGGAAAAGUAGACCUUCUGGGCUAAAUCUCAAUGGACGUCCACAGAUGGUGAAUCCUAGUUAUUUUAAGGGCGCUUACAGACGUCAAAAUCCAGAUGAUCCCACACGUCUUCUCAAGAUAAGGCAUGUUCUUUUAAAGCGCUGCCGUUUGUGUAAGCGAACGCUUUUUGUGCCUCUUAGUCAAAAAGACCAUUUUCACACCUGUUGUGAGGGGGUUCCCAUGAAGGUCUAUGCAAAUAUGGAAACCGUGAUGAACUCGGAAUAUAAACUUUUGGCCCACUCCAGGCAGUGGGAUGUUGAAAGUGAUCGUCCAUGGUGCAAUUCACAUAAACCACGACCUAAAGGCAGAUCCAAGUUCAAAAAAUAG